CCUAUUUUGGCGGUCGCACGCGGCAAAACCUAAUGCUCAGUUGUUGCAUCAGGACAAACCGGCCAGGCUGCGGAUUUCCACAUUCAUCGUAGAACAGAACACGCCAUUGAUCAACCCGUGCUUAGACGUCCUAUUCUUUACACCUGCUAUUUAAAAAUAAGCAGCCAGCCAGCAGAAUGUCCGCCCCGACCGAAGCGCAGAUAGCCCAUCAAGAGCUCAUCGACCAGCUCGACAUUCACUCCAUCCACAAGAGCUUCCGCAGCCCGCACUGGCGGCCCAACCAACGCCGCAACAAGAACAUAAAGACGAUCCUGGGCGAUGCGUCCCGCAAGGAAGCCUCCAUCGUUGCGACGCCGCAAGACGACAGCGGAGCCGCCACGCCGGCAGCCAUAGAAAACGACGGCCUAUCAACGUCCGGCGCUUCAACCCCAGCCGCGCCUGCAUCCGGAGCGGCCAGUCUACAGCCCAACCUUGCGCAGGCAUCGCGCAGUUUAUCUAGGCUCGCGCUCGAGAAGAGCCUGCGUCCGAAUGGGAGUGGAGGAGCUGGAGGGGUGGCCUCGUCGGCGCCUAGUGCUACAUACACGAACAUUGAGAGCGCGCCAUCUCUGGCGCAUUCACGGAGGUAUUGCGAUGUUACGGGGCUACCAGCUCCGUACUUGGAUCCGAAGAGCAGACUGAGAUAUCACAACAUAGAGGUAUUUGGCUACAUUCGGUCGUUACCACAGGGUGCACCCGAGCAGUACCUCGAGGCGAGGGGCGCGCACACGAUACUCAAGUGAUGAGGGGUGCUGGGGGAGGGAGAGCUGGAUAUAAUUUGAUGUUUAUGGGGUCUAAUGGGUGGAAUAGAGUCUGCAAAGCUGGUCACUGGGAGGUCAAAUCUUCAACUUCUGAUGUGUUCUUGACAGCGGAACUGGCCACAGUGAAGCUGGCAUUGGCAACGGUGGGCUCACAUCACAACACACGGGGGACAUCAAGGACGGAAGAGGAAAACAUGUUCGACCAAAGAAGUCAAACCUAUCCUACGCACCAGUUGCCUCUCGGCAACUAAUGACAGGAUACGCUCCGGCUUAAUCGUGAUCAGAGAAAUUUGUUGUCCGCCUGUAACUGACGGGUACCGAGAAUAGAUGAAGCGACUAUUCCCAGUUACCAUGGCUCGAGAGCCGAGGCCGCCGCGGCGAUGUAUUGAAAAAAUAAAUGAAAUUUGCUUGUGUUCAAU
Messenger RNA from Pseudomassariella vexata, 1216 nucleotides. RefSeq names its product chromatin-remodeling complex subunit ies6. The coding region runs from base 177 to 779 and encodes 200 amino acids. The record is from RefSeq and is a predicted model, not a curated record. The transcript has a single exon. Gene Ontology annotation, biological process: chromatin remodeling. Gene Ontology annotation, cellular component: Ino80 complex. Lineage: Eukaryota; Fungi; Ascomycota; Sordariomycetes; Amphisphaeriales; Pseudomassariaceae.